GACAGAGAGACAGACCUCAGCAUCCAUGGUGCCUACGCAGACAGCUGUUUAACAGACAGCUGAAAGUGAGGGAUCCAAGGAGUGAUGAAGGGUUACUGGUAUACCUCUCUCUUUAUCUUCUUCAUAUUUUAUGGGACCAGCCAGUGCAGGAACACACAAACUGCAGGUCUGACCUGUGUGAGUGACUAUGUGACCAACAUUUCUUGUGUGUGGUGGAACGCUACAGCUUUCUCUGACCAGCGAUGUGUGCUUGCGGGGAAAUGUAACUUAAAAAGAUGUGUUUGUAGAUCGUGUGAACUAGUGGCACUGAGCAAUCAAUCGCAUGCUAAGAGAAGUUGUUCUUUAAGCUUUCAAAAACCUCUCUUCUUUUAUCUUAACACAUUCUGGUUGAAUGUAACCUGUAAUGGAUCUGUCAUCACUAAACUGUAUUAUCAGCCUAGCCUACACACGAUUGCGACGUUUGUUUGCGAGUCUGUUCGUGUGUUUGGUGAUGCAACAGUUAAAACCCAACCCCCAGAUAUGCCCACUGUAAGUGGAGACAAAAUAACUUGGAGUAAAGGCAGUAACUUUCCAGAAAACCUAAAAGAUUAUGAAUUUCAGAUGCAGUUUAAAGCCUUACAUAUAAGCUGGGAGAUGACAGCACAUUACAAUGUCACUCAGGAAAAUUACGUGGCGCUGGACCAUAAUAAACUGACUGUAGGAGAGGAGUACCAGGCCAGGGUGCGUGUGAAGCCUGUUGAGCCCACUAGAGAUUAUUAUUUUCGGGGGCAAUGGAGUGACUGGAGUCCUGCUGUGUGCUGGAGAUCUGAGAUUGGAGAGCCACCAGUGAAAUCAGGAGAUGAUGCAUCUCCACCAGGUGGGCCUCUUGUCAGCCCAAUAACCGUGUGUGCAGUGUGA
Messenger RNA from Carassius carassius (crucian carp), 897 nucleotides. RefSeq lists its product as uncharacterized. The record is from RefSeq and is a predicted model, not a curated record. Gene Ontology annotation, cellular component: external side of plasma membrane; membrane. Gene Ontology annotation, molecular function: protein binding; cytokine receptor activity. Bases 85 to 897 code for a protein of 270 amino acids. The transcript is spliced from 8 exons. Gene Ontology annotation, biological process: cytokine-mediated signaling pathway; immunoglobulin mediated immune response. Lineage: Eukaryota; Metazoa; Chordata; Actinopteri; Cypriniformes; Cyprinidae.